Molecule: messenger RNA, 1407 nt
Organism: Cyphellophora attinorum
Lineage: Eukaryota; Fungi; Ascomycota; Eurotiomycetes; Chaetothyriales; Cyphellophoraceae
Exons: 4
Coding region: 1-1407 (468 amino acids)
Biological process (GO): tricarboxylic acid cycle
Cellular component (GO): oxoglutarate dehydrogenase complex
Molecular function (GO): dihydrolipoyllysine-residue succinyltransferase activity
Source: RefSeq, a predicted model, not a curated record
AUGGCCAGUCUACGGUUACGACGGGUACCUGCCCUCUCUUCGAGCAUCGGAGUACCACGGCGGAGCUAUGUUAGAGCAUACAGCAUUCUCAGAACCUCAACAGUCGCCUCAAAACCGCAGUUUCAGUCACUCAAAAAUGCCUCGUAUCCAGCCUGCUCGUCAAUACCACAACUACGCCUGUUCAGCACCACCCUCACACAGUAUGACACCACCGUCAAGGUACCGCAGAUGGCCGAGUCUAUCUCGGAGGGCACAUUGAGCUCCUUCUCGAAACAGGUCGGUGACUACGUCGAGCAAGACGAGGAGAUCGCGUCCAUCGAGACCGACAAGAUCGAUGUGUCGGUCAAUGCGCCCGAAGCCGGCACGAUCACAGAGCUACUUGUCGGCGAAGGAGACACCGUUACUGUCGGUCAAGAGAUCGCCAAGCUAGAUCCUGGCUCUGGAGGUGGCGGUGGUGCGAAGGAGGCUUCAUCAGAACCAAAGGAACCUGCAUCGAAAGACCAACCUACUAGUUCAGAUCCUGAGCCGAAGAAGGAGGAACCUAAGAAGGAAGAGCCAAAGAAGGAAGCUGCUCCUCCGCCGCCCAAGAAGGAGGAGAAGCCUGCGCCGCCCAAAGAAGAGAAGAAGGCUCCUCCACCAAAACAGAGCGAGGGCAAGCAGGAGUCGAAAGGCGUCGAGUCGCCGUUUGGCAAGGGCAGCCGCAAUGAGGACAGAGUCAAAAUGAACCGCAUGCGUCUACGGAUAGCCGAGCGUCUCAAGCAGUCACAGAACACCGCCGCAUCACUGACAACAUUCAACGAAGUCGACAUGUCCAACAUCAUGGAUUUCCGCAAAAAGUACAAGGAUGAGAUUCUAAAGAAGACGGGCGUCAAGCUGGGAUUCAUGAGUGCUUUUGCCAAGGCUGCCGUACUGGCAUUCAAGGAGGUUCCCGCAGCAAACGCUUCCAUCGAAGGACCUGGUGGCGGUGACACCAUUGUCUAUCGCGACUACGUCGACAUCAGCGUAGCCGUGGCUACUCCCAAAGGUCUCGUCACUCCUGUGGUGCGCAAUGCCGAGAGCAUGGAGAUGGUUGAGAUCGAACAGAGCAUUGCCGAUCUUGGCAAGAAGGCUCGCGAUGGCAAAUUGACUAUUGAGGACAUGGCUGGCGGCACCUUCACGAUCAGCAAUGGCGGUGUCUUCGGCUCGAUGAUGGGUACUCCUAUCAUCAAUUUGCCGCAGACUGCUGUCCUCGGCUUGCACGCUAUCAAGGACCGACCGAUGGCCAUCGAUGGCAAAAUCGAAAUCCGGCCGAUGAUGUAUCUGGCUCUCACCUAUGAUCACCGACUGCUUGAUGGGAGAGAAGCGGUCACCUUCCUGGUGAAGAUCAAGGAAUUCAUCGAAGAUCCGAGGAAGAUGCUUCUGGCGUAG